AUGACGGAUGGCACCACAGUUGAUGACUUUGAGAGGAAAUAUGUCACCAUGAAGGAGGGGGGCAAGAUUUUGGCGCUAUGGCUGGAAAUCAGCGCGGAUCCGGAGGAUUACGAGAGCCUUGCAAAAGAGGCGAUUGAGGAGCUGAGGCACCCGAAGGUUGUUGCGUUGGUGCACAGUCUCCUCGGCAUUCCGUCCAUGUUCAAGAGGCAGGCCCCGGACGUGGCGCAAGGCAUGAUCCAGCGCAUCAUCAAGCAGAAUGUGGGUGCCAAGAAGCUGCCCGUCAGUGGAAAGUCUAGGUCAAAGCCGGACUUGGGCGUGACGGAGGCCAUCGCCAUGUACAACGCGUGUCCUGAAGAGCGAUCAGGGACCGGAAGUCUCGUGAUUGAUGGCAAGAAAGUCUGGGCCAUCAAGCACUGGAUGGAGAAAUGCUCGGCGGAGGCCAAGGAGGUGGUGAAGGACUCCUUGCAGGAUUACCCGUUCCACCUCGGACCUUUUGGAGAACAGUUUGCCAUGGUCGGCCAAGUCUUCUUGGGCAGCUGCGCGGAGGAUUUGUCGGCCUGUCCUCAGGGCAAGCUAGUGCCGCUGGCGAAUGAGGCUUCAAUCCCGGUGAACUGGGAGCUUGCCCUUGACUGUACCGCGCAGACCAUGCUCUUCUCCCGCGUCAAGAUCGCUUUCAGCAAGGCGACGGGAAUCGUGGAGGACGUUCGCGAGAAAAAGCGCAACAGGAUGAAAGCGGACGAGCUGGCCCUCAGGAACAUCCUGGCCUUUUGGAGCCAGGUCCGCAUGUUCUGCAGCUCUCGGCUGCCUGGCUUCGAGGAGUUUGACAGCAAGCUCAAGAUGGGCAACACGGUGGACGACCAGUUCCAGAUCAUCAUGGACGAACGUCCCAACUCCUUUGCCAUCAGCAUGUUGCCCGUGGCACAGGCAGCAGCUGCUUCUGAGGUACGUGCUCAGGAGGAGUCGGCUACUAUGGAGGUGGACAAGCAGCGUGUGGAGCUCCGAGCAGCUCGCUGGAAGUUCUUUCAGGCGGCGCUGGAGCGGGAUCAAAAGAAGAAGGAGAUGAGCUGGCGCAUGGAGCAGGCACGGCUGGGAGAGCGGGUCGUGUCCGCCUACACCAGCAAGUUUUUGCGGACCGUUCUUGUCAAGCAGAUGGAGCACAUGCACGAGCACGUGCACGAGUUCCGCAACUACGUGGCGCCUCGGGCUGCGUUGGCUCGUUUUCGCAGAGCUUUCCUUGUUGGCUUGUUGGUCGGCUGUGGCGACAUCACGCUAACAAACUUUUCCCGACAGGCGGAUGCGGCUGGGGUCAAGACGUCCGACAUCUACGUCGUCUGCUAUGUGGACCUGAACGUCCCGCUGACCAACUCCAAGGAAAAGAUGAAUGAACUGAUGACCGCUGUGCAAUUCAUCAACGACAUCAGUCCGACCCGGCACAUCGCCGUCGUUGAGUUCCCGGAGCAGGCCAAAAAGAGCAGCAAACGCGGAUUGGCGGACGAGGAAAAGGAGGUGCAGGAGACGUUAUGGAGCUUGCGUCAACACUGCGACACACGUUGGGUGCUACCUUUCGACGUGCAGCCCUCCGCAGAGAACCAUAGACGUCCGCUGGGCGAUCUCAGCAAGGAGCUUCUCUUGCCGGAGUCGCUCAACCCGAAUGAGGACUUGAGGACUGCUGACAGGCAGCGCCCAAGUCCAGAGACGGUGGCGGCGCAGAAGGGGACCGACAGGUUCAUGGCAGUGAUCCCUUCGAUCCUGAAGUUGCCAGCCGGUCAGCUGGGCAACCAUCCAGUCUUUGAGCACCGCCUGAAAAAGACCAUGUGUGGGACGUGGUGCGCGGACAAUCUCUACUACCUCAGUGUCUCAUGGCUGUCGAACGACACCUUCGGCCAGACGCGUCUACUUCGCGAGGUGACCAACGCGUGGCUACAGCGGCGCUUUGGGUACUCUGGCCAGAAAUUCAGCGACCAGCCUCCUUCGCUUACUGCGGAGGAAAUCAGCAGCAUUCCUGGGGCAGAAGCGUCGCUUGGCAACCUCGACAGCAUGCGUUUUGAGGUGCUUGGGCGCAUUGCGGACCAAAUGCAGAUCAAACAGGACGAGCACAAGUUUUGGGCAGCGCAGGGUGGCGAGAUCAGCGAGACCUACAACGCCUGGAGGGAACAGCACGCCCAGCUGCUGUCAAAGUUGGGAGCUCAAGGCUCGGAAGCGCGCGGCUCUGGAAUCCACUUGAAGUCAAAGGACGAGACGCCCUCAGAGGUGGCUGGCGUGGAGCUCAUUCUCACCAAGUCUGGCCAGAUCUGGUUGGUGUCAGACAAGGACAACGUUUUGGCAAGAAACACGCAGCUGGGCGGCUACGGCACUGGGCAGUACGUCAAGACCUCGGACGAGGGCGACGGCACGACCUACACUUUCCCGCUCAAGGACAAGACCAUCGAGCAGCUGGACGAGACUAGCUUCCGCGAGAGGGUGGCCGCCAACACGGUUUCCACAAUGACCUUUUACAAGUUGUUGGUCAUGACCGAGCGCGAGUGUCCUACAUGA
This is a messenger RNA of Effrenium voratum, 2535 nucleotides long. The record is from the annotation of a GenBank genome assembly. NCBI's taxonomy places the organism in Eukaryota, Dinophyceae, Suessiales, Symbiodiniaceae.